UAAAUUCAAAUCAGUUGACGAGAGGCGUUCGAAAAGUGGUGUUGUGGUAUUGGCGUCUGUUUUGGCACAGCGGAUUAUCGGAAGGGAAUUGCGAGUGGAUACCGGAGCCAUUGGCCGUGCAGAAAAAGUAAAACAUAAAAAUUGCUGUUUGCAAACGGGAAGUGUUGUAAUGGGAAUUAAAUUAAUGUAGCGAUAGUGGUGACUUUGAAUGGUCAAGUGUUACAGUGACACAGUGCGUUGUUUGCCAAAUUGCUGUUUUUAGUAGCUGUGAAGUGUGCAUAAUUGCUUCGUGCCUCCCUCUCCGCUUUUGACAUUUACUCCGCAGACAUUUUAUUUGUAAUUUAUUUCAUGUUUCUGCUGGCUCUAUCCCAACCGCUCUUGCUCUUUGUCCGGUUAUGUGAACGUUUAAUUCAGACGAAUUGUGAAUUUUAAUGAGUGCUCAGCAAUCACACAUCAAGUAAUCAACUUUGUAAGCAUAGAGACAGCUUUUGGAUCGAAGCAAGAACUUCACUUCCGACCAAAAAAACUAAAACUUACUUGUAAUUGCAACAAGUGAAGCAAGUAUUGGUAGCCGCCAAAGCGAGAGCUUUUACUAUGAGCGGUAUGCGCGGAUUGUCCGUCAAUUUGUGGCGCGCUAGCGUAAAUAGUAAUGUUUUUUGUGGCAGCGUUGGGGCAAGAGCCAAGUUCAACGAGAUCGGUGAUCAAGCGCCAUUUUCCACCAAAUCCGGAGCAGUGUCUUCGGAUAACGUCCGCGAAAACUCAAGUGCUGCUGCGACGGCGGACACGGCCACCAGCCCCGAAACAGCGUGUCCACAUUUGGCUAUGUCGGGUAGAAGCGGCAGCAGUGUCACUGCGGUGCAUGAGACGAGCGAAUGGCAAAAUGCACUGCCAUACAACGAGGUACCCGGUCCGAAGCCUAUACCCAUACUGGGCAACACCUGGCGAAUGAUGCCCAUAAUCGGCCAAUACACAAUAUCUGACGUCGCGAAGAUCUCGUCACUAUUGCACGAACGCUAUGGCCGGAUUGUACGCUUCAGUGGCCUCAUCGGCCGCCCGGAUCUGCUGUUCAUAUACGAUGCCGACGAAAUCGAAAAGUGCUAUCGCAAUGAAGGAACGACUCCUUUCAGACCAUCCAUGCCGAGUUUGGUAAAAUAUAAAAGUGAAAUCCGGAAAGAUUUCUUCGAGGACAUCGGUGGAGUAGUGGGUGUUCAUGGCGAGCCUUGGCGACAGUUCCGGUCGCGUGUACAAAAGCCGGUGCUGCAAUUGUCAACCAUAAGACGUUAUUUGAAGCCUUUGGAAGUGGUCACAAAUGACUUUUUAGAACGCUGCGAACUGCUUUUGGAUGAGAACUCAGAACUGCCAGAGGAUUUUGACAAUGAAAUCCACAAAUGGUCAUUGGAGUGCAUCGGACGCGUUGCCCUCGAUACAAGACUCGGUUGCUUAGAGCCUAAGCUUUCGCCAGAUUCUGAACCACAACAGAUUAUCGACGCUGCCAAAUAUGCACUUCGCAAUGUGGCGACGCUUGAGCUGAAGGCUCCAUACUGGCGUUAUUUCCCUACGCCACUUUGGACGCACUAUGUCAAAAAUAUGAAUUUCUUUGUAGAAGUAUGCAUGAAAUAUAUUGGCAAUGCAACGGAACGUUUGAAACAACAAGGACCAAGUCGUGACGGUGAACCCUCUCUGCUGGAAAAAGUUAUACUCGCGGAGAAGAAUGAAAAGGUGGCUACCAUUAUGGCUUUGGAUCUAAUUUUAGUAGGCAUUGACACGAUUUCUAUGGCAGUGUGCUCCAUACUCUAUCAGCUUGCAACGCGCCCAGUCGAACAACAAAAAGUGCGUGAGGAGCUUAAACGCGUAUUACACGAAUCAGAUGACGAACUUUCGAUACAACGCCUGGACCAAAUGCAUUAUUUGAAAGCGUUUAUUAGAGAGGUCUUUCGGAUGUACAGUACAGUAAUCGGCAACGGCCGUACUUUGCAGGAAGAUACGGUAAUCUGUGGCUACAGGAUACCGAAAGGUGUGCAAGCAGUUUUUCCCACACUUGUCACCGGUCAAAUGGAAGAAUUCGUCUCUGAUGCGUCAACUUUCAAACCAGAACGGUGGUUAAAAGCCAGCCAAGGAGGCACCGGCGACCACUUACAUCCAUUUGCAUCUCUGCCAUAUGGAUAUGGAGCUCGAAUGUGUUUGGGUAGACGUUUCGCUGACUUAGAAAUGCAAAUUCUGCUGGCCAAGCUACUCCGUAAUUACAAGUUGGAAUAUAAUCACAAACCUUUGGAUUAUGCUGUGACGUUUAUGUAUGCUCCUGAUGGCCCAUUGCGGUUUAAGAUGACCAGAGCGGAAUAACUACUGCCAGUGUAUUUUAAGACUUUUAUAUUUAAGCGUUCAUUUUUUCACGAUUUUACAUAUGUACAUAUACAUAUAUAUAUUGUAUAUGCAUACAUGUGGGUAUAUAUGUGUAAAGGAAUAUGUAUUUAUAUAUAAAUAUGUUAUAUUAUACGUAAUAUUUUAUUUUACUGAUAGUACAAUUAUAAAAGUUAUUAUAAGCAUAAAUAUAUAUACUCAUUUUAUAAUCUUUAAAUAUUUAAGAGAAAUUGUUAAUGGAUUCUAAAUAUUAACUUAAUACAUAAAGAAUACUGCUGAA
Molecule: messenger RNA, 2638 nt
Organism: Bactrocera oleae (olive fruit fly)
Lineage: Eukaryota; Metazoa; Arthropoda; Insecta; Diptera; Tephritidae
Gene: Cyp301a1
Product: Probable cytochrome P450 301a1, mitochondrial
Molecular function (GO): monooxygenase activity; oxidoreductase activity, acting on paired donors, with incorporation or reduction of molecular oxygen; iron ion binding
Source: RefSeq, a predicted model, not a curated record